AUGCCCGUCCGUCACGACUGCCCGCCCCCACCACGCCCCACUCCGCUUUGGAGCUUGGGACUUCGGGUUGUUUGCAUACGCCCCCUUCCCGCGGGCGGGAGCGGGUGGUGGCUGUGCCCGGCCUCACUGUCCCGCCAGGGAGGUGACGCGGCUGGGUCCCGGAGGACGAAGGCCCCUAGCAAGCAGCUGCCGCUGCUCCCGCAGAGACCCCCGCGAGGGUGGCGAGGCGCCUGGAACUGCGCUCUCUGGAGCCGCCCUCCCCGCGGUGGGGCGGGGACCGGGCGUGGCGGGCUGGGGCCGGCCAAUCCGCGCUCGGAGAGGCCCGGGGCGGGACUUCCGCUCCCGGCGGGGGCGGGGCCGCCGGCGCGAUGCUCGGAGCGGUCCCGGGAGCGAGAGUCCGAGCGAGCGCGGGCAGCCGCCCGGCCCGGGACCCUAGCUUGCGGCGCGUGGUCGCCAAGGCCCACCGUGCUCGGUGUCGGCGGCGCUCGGGACGGAGGGCUGCACGGCUCUUCCCCCAGGGGCUCGUGGCAGCGGCCCGUGGUCCCCCUGGUCAGGGCAGGCGGGGCGGGGGUCCCGGGAGCGGCGGCUCCGCGGUGGUUCCCAGGAGGAAUGGACGGUCGUUCGUGGCGGGCAGCGAUGCGUGAAGAGCCGCGCACACGGCCGAGGGCGCCCUCGGCCCCUCCGGACGGCGACUCCUCCGUGCGGCUGGCAGCACCGGCCGCCCGCGGGGAGCAGCCCUGCCGGAGCCCGCGCGUAGCCUGGCUCGCGCUCGCACGGACGCGGGAAGCCGCCGCGCACGCCGCCGCGCGCUGGGCCCGGGCCGGGUCUCGGUGUCCACGCUCCCGCAGGGAUCCGCUCGUGUUCGCGGGGGUUCAGGUCCCGAGCAACGCGGGGCGCGUCGGAGAGGUCCGGAGGGGCGCUCUCCGCACGCACCGGCGGACUUUCUCCCGUUCGCGUCUGUCCGACGAGGACGUGCGAACGUAGGACGCCCGGUAACGAGCGACUGGGGGGGUUCGGGGUGAGAAUGCCGGCCGGCGCGGGCGCUCGGCUGCGGGGGAGACGGGGCUCUCGUCCCGCACACUCUCUGACCCGAGUCGUCCCGGCAUCACCCUUCACCGCGGCGAGAGGUCAAAGACCGGUGGGCGAACGCACAGUGGGCGCGGUCCCGCAAAAAGGAAGACGUGCUGGUCCGCGCCACGUUCCACUUGGGUGAAGCCCCCAGAACAGGCAAAUCCAUAAAGCAAAUUAGUGGUUGCAGGGCCCCGGGGAAGGCGGACAUGGUCAGUGACUGCGUAUUUGACACGGGUUUCUUUCUGGGGUGAUGCGAAGUGGUGACGGUCAUACUGAUCGGGAAAGUUACUAAAAAUGAUCGACUCGGCAGCUCUCUCUGCUCUGCCCACGGUUCUGUCCCCAAGCUACGAUAAAAACACUUUCUUUUCACCAUAAAACAAAAAUCACUGAACUGUGUACACAA
Molecule: messenger RNA, 1474 nt
Organism: Lutra lutra (Eurasian river otter)
Lineage: Eukaryota; Metazoa; Chordata; Mammalia; Carnivora; Mustelidae
Product: translation initiation factor IF-2-like
Exons: 3
Coding region: 1-984 (327 amino acids)
Source: RefSeq, a predicted model, not a curated record